This is a messenger RNA of Panicum virgatum (switchgrass), 1665 nucleotides long. RefSeq lists its product as uncharacterized. The transcript has 6 exons. Lineage: Eukaryota; Viridiplantae; Streptophyta; Magnoliopsida; Poales; Poaceae. The record is from RefSeq and is a predicted model, not a curated record. Bases 64 to 1335 code for a protein of 423 amino acids.
CCCUCCUCCCCCCCGCCCGCUCCAAAACCUCUUCGCCGGUCCCCGCCGCCACCGCCGGCGGCCAUGGCGUACCUCCCGCCCCACAAGCGCCACCCCAGCUCCACCGCAUCCGCGCCCACCCCGAAUCCGCCCCCUCCAUCCCUCUCCUCCUCCCUCCGCUCGCUCUCCCUCUCCUCCCCGCGCGGCCGCGGCCGCGGCACCGGCGGGCGCCACUCGCGCCCUUCCAACAAGAUCAUCCACGCCACUGGCUGCGUAUCCCGCUGGUCCCCUCUCCCGCCCUUCUCCCCUGGCCCCGAAGACAGCGACGGCGAUGGCGGCGGUGAGGAGCCCACCCUCCGCCUCGAGUCCUUCCCCUGCGACCCCAUCGAGCGCAAGACCGGCGCCAAGCCCCUCGCCCUCGUCGCGUCCUCCCCAGGACAGGGCUCCUCCGGCUCCACGGAGGCCGCGGUCACCGCCAUCGCCGAGAGGUUCUUGCCCGACCUCCUCGCCGCCGCGGAGAGGGCCAAGGCGAGCUACGUGCCCAAUGAGGAAGAGUUGGUGAAGCAGAGUCUCGUGGCCAGGGUGGGAAAGGUGCUCUUCCAGUCCCAGCCAGGUGGAUCGCCCGUCUCAUUGGACACACUACGCAAGGCCGCGGAAGCAGGGGAAUAUGGUUCCAAGAGCAAGUUGCAUAAAUCGUUCUACACGAAUGUGCCUAGUGAGUAUCUAGAUGAUAUGGAGCAAUCGGUGGUGAAGAGGAUGGGGCUGGAGUUUGAUUCGUCCAAGGAGCACUACCAUGUGAAGGUGUUUGACAAGCACCAAAGUGACUCUACAAUAUCUUGCAAAUGCACCGUGGAAGAAGACGGGAGCCUUGUUAUCCAUAAGGUUGAAUGGAAUCAGGUACGCCACUUGGUGGAAGACAUUUCCUGUCUUUUCAAAGGUCUUGAUCUCAGGCUGAUGUUAUGUACAAAAAGGAUCCUGAAAACCCCAGAUUCUGAAGUGGAAAAUGCUUUAAAGAGCUUGGUGUCUUCUGCUGUUAUUGAUCCUGAUGUGAAAGGGGGACUUCGAUGGCCACUAGGGAAAGAGUCCAUUGGGGAGAGGUUCAGCAUAGUUGGGGUGUGGCACACGAACUAUAAGGCUUUCAGAAGUGAAACCCUGAGGCUCAAGUUGAGGCAUGCUGACCGAUUUGAUCACCGGAGCUCAACUGGUGAAGUUUCCAAUGAAGUUACCUUCAAACUAAUCGGCAUGUCUCGUAGACUGGAGGAUGUUGAUCCGGACGAAGCCUCUCUGAAGGAGAUGCUGGAGUCUGCGGUUAAAAUGGUCUGGGACAAUGCUUUGGACUACAAGAUUGCGCCUUGAUCGUUGACAAGUAAAUGAUUCGAUGGAGAAGCUUGACUGUGUCUUGGAGCUGCAACGGGGGUUGAUUUCUUUCAGCCCUUCUGUAUAUAUAUCUUUGGUUCAUGGUAUGUGAUGGUGGGACCCGAUCACUGUACGGGAAUCGGAUGGUUGACGCUACUUGUAAGUUGCAACUUCAGACCCCUGUUCAAGCUUGGCCCUCCGUACGCUACCUGUCGUUGUAGAUCUUGCAAAAUUCAGGGAUUAGCAAAGAUGAGACAAGAGAAGCAAUAGAAAGAGGACGGGGAACGAAUAAGCUUAGCUUCGUUGGAACACACAUGUUUUUUCCUUUCA